ACAUUAGCACGAAACUCCUCUCAGGUGGCGACAUGUCGCUUCACUAACGUUGUAUUCUAAAAUGUGAGCGUAGUUGAUUGGCAGCUUCUGGACCACACAACAUGCUAAUUUUAAAACAUGCAACGCCGUUUGUACCUUGGUGAUGGGUUCUCCACCACUAACAUGUCAUGUUAGCUAGCUUUUAGCAUCCUCCUAACAGCUACACGCUACCUUAGCAUAUGCUAGCCAAAGCCAGGUCCAGCUUCCCCGCUUCUGGGGCGUUUAUCUGCGGACCGGAGGAAAUGUUGGACCUCCCUUCGAACCGUUCCCAGCGAGUGCAGGACGCGGAGGCGAGAACGAGAGACGACGGCUUGAGCCUAUAAACCGGAGACAAGGGAGAAUGAUUACACGAUACAACAGAAGACCUGUAUCGCACAAACUCGAGAUACGUGGGUUGUCUCGCAGCAGCCUCGACCACCACCCUCUCCCGGAGGAGGCAGACGAUAACCGAACUCCUCAGCGGUACCUCCAUGACCUCCAUGACCUCCAGGAAGCUGUCUCCGCUCACAACAGCUCAGAGACGUCUGCUGCCUCCAGCCACUCCGACUGUCCCACCGUCAUUUCAGUAGAAUCCAACCAGUCCUGGUCCGGCAUCCACAGCUCGGCAGGCACUGGCUUCUCCACAGAGAGGAGCUCCGUGUUCUCCUGGGGCUACGAUGAGUUCGACAAGGCAGCGUCACGGCAGGUGCAGCAAAUGUUUGAGGAGAUCGACAGAGGGCUGUACGAGGAAGGACUCAGCGGGGGAGGGAUGCUCCAGGGGCUUAAGGAUGAGUGUCAGGAGUGGGCCACACGUUUCCCACAUCUUCGUAUCCUGGGGACUCAGCUGAUGUGUCCAAGUGACGAGGGCUUUCAGUGGUACGCGUCUUCCGCGAAAGGCAGCUCUGCCGGCGACCCGUCAUCAGAAACAGAGAGCGGUGUGAAGUGCCAGGAGGGCGAUACGGGUGGCACAGAGUUGAACGUUCAGGGAAGGAGAGCGGCGCUGAUCGAGGCCUCCUCGGCGGAGUGGGAUGAACCUCCCGGGGGCUCCGGCGGUCACGAGAAGCCGAGAGUGAUUGAAGUGGAGGGGCUGAUGGAGGAGUACCUCGCCUACGACAGCAGGGACGCGGAGGACGAGUGGGAGCAGGGCAGUUCGGAGUCGGGUCGGAGGCAUCACUCUCUGCCCCCCGUGUCCCCGUACCGGUGUCGCCGUCGCGCCGUCCUCGACGUGCUGUUUGAUGAUGUGUGGCGGCAGCUGGUUGGCUGGAUGAAGGAGCUGGUUCAACGCCACUGGGAAUACUGCACCUCAAGCGAUGAAAGGAUUUGUGGGAACCUGAGCCCCGCGCCGCGGGACUCCCAGAACCCCUUCGUGCUGCUCUCCAUGCUGCCGACGGUGCUGCCCAAACUCGGCCAGAGCAGGGUGCCCCCCCUCGCAGGCGGGCUUCAGUGUCAGAACCCAAAGUCAAGGGGCUCAAAGCACAAGUCCAGACGGAAACCCAAAAAGCAGAAAAGGCCGUCCGCUGCUGGAAGGGUCCCAGUAGCAGCAGCAGCGACCCAGCAGAACCUCAAUGACCUGAUUGUGAUCCACGGCAUCCCCCUGCAGCAGAGGAACCUCGGUGUGCUGGAAAGAAACCAGGAGCCAGAGGAGCGGGCGUUCCACCGGCCGGGCUUCAGCGCGGCGCCCUCCUGCAAACCGUGCCCCCGCAGAGCCGUCCUGGAGCAGAGCUCGUCCUCGCUGUCCCGCCCGGCACAGUCGGCCCGCCGUAGGAACCCUCCCCCCCGAACCCUGCUGCCACAUGUUCCCAGCCCGAGUCUGUCCUGUGCGGCGGGGUCCAUGGACGAGGUCAUUCGCGGGACACGCCUACCCACUGCCAGCGACUGCCUCACGGCCCCCGUGUUGCCCCGGAGAAGGAACACGCUGUUACCCCCCAUCGGCACUGGAGACCCGGAGUCGUCUCACUCGGUGUGCAAACCUGCCCAGCGUCCGAGAGGCCCGUCCAGCCGCGCCCAGAGUGCUAUAAAUAAUGAAGCCGGCAGUUCAAUUCCGAGGGAUCGUCACCACCUACUGGACGUCUUCUCUCGGCCCAACACCACUCACACAUACAGGUCCGACACUCCUUACCGUCGUUCCUUCACCGUGUUGGACAACAUCGCGCCGGGGCGGCAAGGCAGAGCCUCCGUAGCCACAGACUCCCUUGGUAUCGGCGUGACGGGCGUCAGCCUCGGCAUCAGCAGCUCGUCUUUCUUGGACUCGUUUUCCCACCACCCCUCGGGACACGUGGCCAUCAAGGACGAAGAGGAGCCCGACCCACGAGCCCCCGUCCCAGCGACGCUGGUGCCCGAGUCAGUCCCACCGCGGUCUCACACCAGGGGAGGCACCUCAACCAGAGCCAGCAGGCCGUGCUUGUAGUUCCUCCGAACCCCUUUGGCAUUCAUCUUUAUUCCCCCCAACAAAGUACAACCCUCUGCAGCAUCUGUGUCCCUCUUCUUUUUUUUUUUUUAACAGAAGUAGCAGAUUGUGCAUUUCGCAGAAUGCUUUGAUGACGUGUUUUUUGUUUAGGGCCUAUUUUUGUAUUUCAGAAAUCGGCUCAUGCGGCUGCCAAAAACACAGGAACUCCGUCGUCACGGACAGCAUGAGCUGUAGGUGAAGACAUUUGUACUUUGUAUUUAUGAUCUGAACGUGUAUACACCUAUUUAUAUGUGAAUGUACAGCACAUUACCCCCUAAAUGGUAAAGGAUUAUGCAGGGAAUACACAUCCACUCGGACAGGGAUAAAAAGCACUUUUCCUCUGAUGGAACAUUAUAGUUUGGUACUGUUUCUUUUAUGAGGACAACAUUUUUAACUGUUUCAUCAGAGGAGGGAAUAUGGUGGCUGAACAUCUCUGUAGCCCACAUGCUUUUGCAUUUACACCUCCAAAAUGUGUUGGAAUGGAAGAAACUGAAGAGCUACGGUAUUAUUAUGAUGGUACCAAUUACUGUAUUAGAGCUACACAUUCCUUGUUACUUUAGCAAAGUCAUCUGUAAAAAUCAGGGUCAUUACAUGAAGUUAAUAAAAUAAUAAAUCAGA
Gasterosteus aculeatus aculeatus (three-spined stickleback) is the source of this 3082-nucleotide messenger RNA. It is a transcript of the gene fam149b1, whose product is annotated as family with sequence similarity 149 member B1. Lineage: Eukaryota; Metazoa; Chordata; Actinopteri; Perciformes; Gasterosteidae. The record is from RefSeq and is a predicted model, not a curated record. Gene Ontology annotation, biological process: protein localization to cilium; cilium assembly.